Molecule: messenger RNA, 3954 nt
Organism: Caenorhabditis angaria
Lineage: Eukaryota; Metazoa; Nematoda; Chromadorea; Rhabditida; Rhabditidae
Source: the annotation of a GenBank genome assembly
AUGUCGGGUUGGUCUGUGUCAGAAGUUGUCAAAUGUAUAAAAAUGGCAUUUAGUGAUGGAGUGAGUUAUCAUAUUUUUUUUCACUAUUUAUCUAAAAAAAAUCCUGUUUUUUUUUCCAGAUAAUUUAUGAACCAUCAGAAAAAGAGCUCGGGAAAUAUGAUGAGAAACCCGAGGAAUUUUUGCGAUUUUUGUACGAUAAAUCAGAGCGGAUUUGUGAAUUCUACGAAAAAUUCGAUGAUUUUAAAAUGGAUCUUGCAAAAAGAUAUCCAGUUCCAGAACUGUACCGCUAUGGAUAUGAUAAACCUAGUCUAGAACUCCCGCCUUCUUGUGAGGUUAGACAUAUGGGAAUAUAUAAAGAAGAAGGAGGUCUAGUGGUGAUUUCGAAGCGAAACUUUAUAAUGAUAUUUCAUAAUUCUUUCGAUACCUCAAAGUUCAAAAAUGUCAGUAAAGUAAUGUUCAAAUUCUGGUUCGAUAUUUUUAUUCAUCGAAUAUACGAUGAUUUGGAGAACACUCAUGAAUUUUUGCCUGCUGAGCAUGUCUACCCAAUGCGAGAAUUAGCCAGAAUUUACAAAUGUCCUCCACCAUUAUUGCCACGUUUUAUUGAGGAAAAAUAUUUUCUCGAACUCCGCAAUUAUUUCCAUGAUGAUGCAACAUUCCAAGUCUUCCAUGAACACUUCAAACAAUACUCCAAAAAUCGACCAGUUUCCCAAAAUCAAGUUCUUUAUAGCACAAUUUACUAUGAACUUGUGGUAGGAUUCGAGACGGUUUUGCAAAUUCGCGAAGUUUACAAAGAUGCAUUCGAACCAUCCCAAAAUCCUAUUCCAAUUAUUCGAUGUUUUUGGUCGCCGAAUCAGAAUUUAGGAGAAGAUGAAGAAGAUCAAGAUAGGUUUUAUUUUGAAAAAGAGGUUUUGAAUGCGAUCAAGGAUGUACGGAAGGAUUUGGAGGUCGAAUGCGAAACUGAAACUGAGGAGGAACGAAAACUUGGGCUUGUUCAUAUGAUGAAUCAGGAAACUUUUCUUGACAUUUUGGAAAAAUAUAAUAUUCCGAUGGAAGAAUUGAAGGUAUAGUUGGACAUCGACUGAAUCACAUUUUCAUGUUUUUUUAGCAAUCGAGUUAAAAUGUUGGGUUUUAAUGUUUUUCAUAUGAUAGAAUGAUCUAAGACGAACAGAAUGAUAUAAAUUUUGAUGACUUUACGUUAUCCAUAAGUGAUUUAGCGAGGUUUAGUCGAUAUUUAGUCGAUAAGUCGCUAAAUCACUUAUGGAUAAGGUAAAGUCAUCAAAAUUUAUAUCAUUCUGUUCGUCUUAGACCAUUCUAUCAUAUGAAUAAUAUUAAAACCCAAUAUUUUGACUCAUUCGCUUUAAAAAACAUGAAAAUGUAGUUUAGUCGAUGCCAUUAUAAGUAAAAACAUUUUUUUUUAAACCAAAAAACCAAUUCUUUCCUCCAGAUCAUAAAGAUGGAAAUUCAUUAUUGCUCAAAAUUGUUCGCAGUCCCAAUUAUUUCAAGUUUCGGAACAUUUUGCAAAUUAUCCACUGACGCAUUUAGAGAAGUUAUCUUAUAUUUGAUAAGGAAUAUUCAAUUAUUCGAAAAUAUUCAUGAAAAUGAAUUUGAGACCGUUCUUGAGUGGAUUGAAACGAAUUUGGCUGAUUUUUUGGUGGCAUCUGGGAAGUUAUAUACAAUUGAUGUUUGGAGAAUUGAGGAGAUUAUUGAGAAAGCGAAGAAGGAUUUGAAAAAGAAAUCCCAAGAAUUCAUCAAAAUUCCAUUGAAAGAUUCCUAUGAAAAAUCGGAUAUCUUGGAGUAUAUUCAACAGAAACAUUUGAAUAUAGAUAUGCAACUUGCUGAACGUCUUUAUGGAUUUGAAAACGCUGAAAAUAUUUAUAAAAAACAUGAGGUUUAUCAGAUUUUGGCGGCUUGUUUGGAACAAAAAAUAAUGGCUGGGUUGGAUAAGAUUCGGGCGGUUUAUGGUGUACAACAUAGAUAUCGAAACGAGUUUAGAUAUAGGCAAUUGGUUAUUAGAAAGCUGGAAGAAAAUGAGUUUGUUGAAGAACUUAUGGAAAAAGUUGCGAAUUUAGCCAAGUAAGUUAAGCACUUUUAAAAAGUUCAAAUUUUGAUGAAUGAAACUCAAAAUUCACUUACUUACGUCACAAAAAAUUGAAGUUGAACAUAAAUUUCAGAAAAAAAUGAAGAGAUAUGUGGCCGGGUGGCCGAUAAAUAUCGGGAAUUCGGCCAAAGCAACAAACUCGCUCUAAUGUUGCGAAAAUGCAUUUGUUGGAGCGCGUUUGUUGUUAUGGCCGAAUUCCCGACAUUUCUCGGCCACCCGGCCACAUAUCUUUCUGAAAUUUAUGUUCAACUUUAAUUUUUUGUGACGUAAGUAAGUGAAUUUUGAGUUUCAUUCAUCAAUAUUUGAACAUUUUCAAAAGUUCCCGCCAAAAACUAUUUUUUCAGCUUCACCCUUGCAUACUUCAAAAUUGCCGAAAUCAAUCCAAUUUCAAAAUUCGAACAAUUACUAGAAACCCCGAAUUUCCGCAAAAAUUUCGAUGAAACUCAAUGGAUCUACCUGAAGAAUAUAAUUUUCCAAGAUUCGGAAAAACUCAAAAAAUUCAUCACAACUUUGGAGCAUUUAUAUGAAUUUGAAGAAUAUGAGGGGGGAGAUUUGAUGUUUUCGAAAAGAGAAAAAUAUAUUGGAGAUUCGGAAGCGAUUCGAUUGAUGGAGAUGGAGGAAAUGGAGAGGAUUUCGGAGAAAUCGAGGCAAGAAAAUUCGAAAUUGCGAAGUAUUUUAGAGGCGAUUCAAGGACAAUUGAAAGAGUUGAGGAUGAGCAAGGAGGAUGAGAAAAAAUUGUGAGUUUUUUUUUGUUUUGAGAAUAAAAAACAAUGUAAAACCACUGGUUUUGCAGACUUCAAGAUGAAAUUCGAGAACUUCGGGAAGAGAAUCGGAAAAAGGAAAAUGACAUGAAAAAUUUGGAAAAAGAGUUGAAAUCAGCGAAAAAUUCGAAAAUCGAGGUUGAGAGGAAAUUAGAGAAGAAGGAGAAUGAUUUGAUUUCGGCAGAAAAUUCGAAGAAAAAUCUGGAAAACCAGUUGGAAAAGGCUGAAAAUGAGAGGAUUUUGGCUGAAAAAUCGAAGAAAACCCUGGAAAAUAAAUUAGAAACAUCGAAAAAGGAGAAGAUUGCGAUUGAAAAUCAACUAGUUUCAGCUGAAAAAUCCAUGAAAAAUUUGGAAAAUCAAUUAGAAACAUCGAAAAAGGAGAAGAUUGCGAUGGAAAAUCGAUUAGUUUCGACUGAAAAAUUCCAGAAAAAUCUGGAAUUUCAAUUGGAAGCAGCGAAAAAGGAGAAGAUUGCGAUGGAAAAUCAACUAAUUUUGGCUGAAAAAUUGAAGAAAAAUCUGGAAAAAGCUGAAAAUGAGAAGAUUGUGAUGGAAAAUCGACUAGUUUUGGCUGAAAAUUCUAAGAAAAUCCUGGAAAUUCAAUUGGAAAAAGCUGAAAAUCAACUAAUUCUGGCUGAAACAUCGAAUAAAACCCUGGAAGAUGAGUUGAGAAUGGAGAAAAAUUCAAAAAUUGAAAUUCAAAAUUCCCUGGCUGCAACUUCCACUUCCACUUCCCAACCAAACAUUUUAAAAAUCCAAAAAUUAGAAGCCUGGUUUGAAACUGGAAUCAAAAAAAUGGCUAGAAUCUCUCGAAACCAUAAAAAAUUACGGAAUUACGAAAGGAUUUUGCGAAUUCCACACGAAGAAAUAUUUUCGAAUCUCAAUAAGCUCCUUCAAAAAUUCCCCAACAACGUUGAAAUUUUCCGAGCUAGAAAUCAAGUUUUCAAAAGUUCAGAUUUCUCGGAAAAAAUGGAUACUCUUCGGGGAAAAGUUGAGCGAAUUCGGGGGAAAUUGGAGGGAGAUUUUGAGGAAGAGGAGGAGGAUUCUUUUAUGAAACUUAUGGUGAAAUAUGAGCAAUGGGUGGAGGAAUAUUUGUAA